AUGACCGCAACCAAACGAAAGGCAGCUGAAGAAGCUCAGAGGCAGCUGAAGAGGAUACAUCUAUCCGAUCCGGCAGGCCAAGAUGAAUUACUCGAUUCCGACCCUAACUGCGAUUCCUCGUCCAUCGUUGACGAAAUUGUAUAUUCGGAUGAUGAGCUACACCCAACACCAUUGACACCCUUUUCACCUGCUUCCUCGAAAUACCCGUCUGAGCUGAAGACACACCUCUGUCCCUACUCCGGCUGCAACAAGGCCUUCAACCGUCCGGCGCGGCUUACUGAGCAUAUACGAUCUCAUACCAACGACCGGAUAUUCGCCUGUACCUAUGAAGGAUGCGAAAAGAACUUUCUUCGCGCCUCCCAUCUUAAUCAUCAUGUUAAGAGUGCGCACACCCUUAUUCGAGACUAUGUCUGCGAGCGUGAAGGUUGUGGGAAGGCGUUCGCUACGGGAUCCAGGCUCAGGAGGCACCUUGCAGCCCAUGAAGGGCGGGAUAAAUACACAUGCACGGAAAUGGCUGACGGGGAGGAGGGAAAGCAAUGCGGAGAGUCGUUCAGGAAGCAUUCUACACUGUUGAAGCAUGUCAUGACCGUUCAUCUCGGGCAGAGGCCAUUUCCUUGCCAAGUUAUACUUGAUUCAGGCAAGGCCUGUACCGCUGCAUUUGAUACUGCGGGCCAUCUGAAAGCUCACGAAAGCAGAGUACACGGAGAGGCACGGUUUACGUGUACAGAGUGCAUUGGCAAUACCGAGUUCGAGGAGGGAAUGGGGGAUGGAAAGCAAUAUAACUUUGCAACCUAUGCCCUGCUACAGUCACACAUGCGCUCCGUACAUCCUCCAACAUGUCCUAGCUGUGCCCAUACAUGCUCGUCAGCAAAGGAAUUACGUCGGCACAUGGAAAUAUCACACGGGACUGUGUCUGUGGAAGAUCGUCGGACCUACCCCUGUCAACAUCCCGGGUGUGAUCGCAGCUUUACGAAAAAAGGCAAUCUCAACGUCCAUGUUAAGACGGUCCACGAAGGCGAGAAGCGCUUUGCCUGCGGCGAGACUGAUCUCUCUACGUCUAAAAAAGUGGGCGGGUGGAAUGGCAUGGAUGCCUGUGGGAAGAGGUAUGGGAGUAAGCUUGCCCUGGAAGAGCAUGUGAGGACAGCACAUAUGGGAUUCCGGAAUGCCAGGGCCGAGAGGAAAGCAAGAGCCGGUGGCCCUGCGGCUACCGGCGCAUCGGAAUCUGGAUCGAAGCGUACGGGCCUAUCGAAUGUCGCUUUGCUUACUGGUCAAGGAUACGCGGAGGAGUCAGUCAACCGCCAGAUACCUUGUCUACUAGCCGAGUGUGAGCAUAGAUUCCACCGAGACUACGAUCUCUGGCUGCAUAUGAGUGCAAGACACGGCAUGGAUGAGAAUGAAGUGCAACUCCUCUUUAUGCAGCGAGCUAUGCAGGGCGGAAACGAGAGCUUUGACAGGCCGUCAUUCGAGUAUGAGAUGGACAUGAUAGGAGGCCUUGAUGAAGUUGGCGCUGCUGAUGACGGUGGUGGUGGCAGUGGCAGCAGCUGCCUUAUCGACGAUUCGGAGGGCAGAUAUGCAUAUCCUCGACCCGAUGCUAGCGUCGAUGAGAUCAUGGCAAGCCACGACGAUGCCCAGGAACGGGUCAAGGACGAUCAGCUAAGCGGGUUGGGCGGGCUUGUAGACCCGCUUCUGACGUACGCUUCCUUGGAGUCGUGA
Nannizzia gypsea CBS 118893 is the source of this 1713-nucleotide messenger RNA. RefSeq names its product zinc finger protein 613. Lineage: Eukaryota; Fungi; Ascomycota; Eurotiomycetes; Onygenales; Arthrodermataceae. The record is from RefSeq and is a predicted model, not a curated record. The transcript has 2 exons. Gene Ontology annotation, cellular component: nucleus. Gene Ontology annotation, biological process: regulation of transcription by RNA polymerase II. Bases 1 to 1713 code for a protein of 570 amino acids.